Penicillium samsonianum is the source of this 900-nucleotide messenger RNA. RefSeq lists its product as uncharacterized. The record is from RefSeq and is a predicted model, not a curated record. The transcript is spliced from 5 exons. Bases 1 to 900 code for a protein of 299 amino acids. Gene Ontology annotation, biological process: mitochondrial citrate transmembrane transport. NCBI's taxonomy places the organism in Eukaryota, Fungi, Ascomycota, Eurotiomycetes, Eurotiales, Aspergillaceae.
AUGGCCAGCAUUGCUCAGUCAGAAAAAUCUGAGCUACAUAAACCGCAAAGGAUUCAUACACCCCAAUGGGUCUCCCUAGUGUCUGGAGGAAUUGCAGGCGGAGUGGAAGCAGCAAUAACAUAUCCAUUCGAGUACUCAAAAACUCGCGUUCAGUUGUUAGACACCGGCGCUGUUAAGACGUCAAAUCCUUUACGUCUCAUUCUUCAAGUUGCCAAGCAGGAAGGUGUUGGUGCACUUUACACGGGAUGCUCGACUCUUGUUAUUGGAACCACAGCGAAAGCUGCUGUGAGAUUUGUAUCGUACGAUACUAUCCGCAAUUCUCUUGCCGAUGACCGUGGCGUUCUGUCACCUGGUAGAGGAAUGCUGGCUGGCAUGGUUGCAGGUGCCGUAGAAAGUGUCCUCGCAGUGACACCAACAGAGAGAAUAAAGACCGCAUUAAUCGAUGAUGCAAAAGGGGCUCGUCAAUUCAAGUCCAGCCUCCACGCGACUAAGGUGUUGGUCCAACAACAUGGUAUCACCGAGCUGUACCGAGGUCUAGUGUCCACCGCAAUGAAACAAUCAGCCACAUCAGCAGUCCGUAUGGGGACAUACAAUAUGCUCAAGGAGGCCACCAAAGCCAAGGGCAUUAAGACAAAUGUGUUCACGACAUUUGGAAUUGGUGCUGUAGCUGGCGUGGUUACUGUCUACGCUACACAGCCUUUUGAUACAAUCAAGACGCGGGCACAAGGUGUUCAAGGUGCUAGUAUUUCCGAGGCCUCGCGGAGUGUGAUUCGGGAUUAUGGCAUUCGCGGAUUCUGGAAAGGCAGUACGAUGCGACUGGGCCGUCUGCUUUUGAGUGGUGGUAUUGUAUUCUCGGUCUAUGAAGAAGUGUCGGCCAUCCUGUCAGGGACCCAUAAAUAA